Molecule: messenger RNA, 4449 nt
Organism: Labeo rohita (rohu)
Lineage: Eukaryota; Metazoa; Chordata; Actinopteri; Cypriniformes; Cyprinidae
Gene: pde1a
Product: phosphodiesterase 1A, calmodulin-dependent
Exons: 15
Coding region: 971-2821 (616 amino acids)
Biological process (GO): signal transduction
Molecular function (GO): 3',5'-cyclic-nucleotide phosphodiesterase activity
Source: RefSeq, a predicted model, not a curated record
AUUUACUGAAACGAGAUAUAGGGGUGCUGCUAUAUUAGGCAAGGUGCUCUUGCCUCGGACUGGAGCAUGUUUGCUGAUUUUAUUUUCCACCGAAACCCUUCAUGGUCUCUCUGAGUGUGUGCCUGCCUAAUCAGCCCUUUUGUACUUCACAAACAAUCAUGAAAUUUUUAUCGGCACGCUGCUUCUCGCAGCUGCGCUGGAAUGAGGGGAUUAGAGCGUGCUGAAACUAGGCUGCUGGCCGCGGGAUGAUAGCGCGCAGGUUAAUUUCAUUAAAACGCCAACUCGGGACCAGGAGAUGCCGCCGGGGGAGCUUAUCGCUCAGCUGGCCGACGCGAGAGAAGUCUCCGUAAAAUACGAGGGCUUCGCGACGGCUUCUGUGGAACGAUGUGUCAGGUGAAUCUCGGCAUGAUGAUGAUGAUGAUGCGCGGAAAAGGAGGGGGAAACCGUUGAUCUGUCUGCGUCGUUCUCUUUCCAACCAACGGAUUCCAUCUGAGGGACAACACAGGUGCUCGUUUUGCUACUUAAGGUGUGUGUGCGUGCUCGUAUUAAUGUGUGAGAUUAGAGAUGUCAAAAGGAGCGCAGCGCAGCCUCCAUCGUAGUCUGGGUGAAAGAGCGAGAGGGUGAAAUUUUCAGAUACUCAUCAGGCACAGCGCAGCUUUUCCGGUCAGUGGGAGAGCAGGAGAGGGAGAGCAAGCGAGAGAGAGAAACAUUUGUGUGACGUGUGUGUGUGUGUGUGACAGCGUUCCCUCAGUGCGUAGCGGAGAGACAGGUCUGCGCGCUGACACUCACUCCAACGGGCUGAUGCGCUCUGGAGCUGCGAGCAGGACCCUCUGGGAGACGCGUGUCGCUCGAACUGCCGGAGAUGCUUUGAAGACCCGGAUCUCUGCGCUACACGUGUUGAAUCGCAUACCUGCGUAUCCCUCUGCAUCUUAGACCGCUUCGCACGCUCUCUCGCGCGUUCGUGCAAACCAUGGAUUCUCUGGCCAACGACACGGACGGACUGGAGAACUCCUUGAAGUACUCCAAGUGUGACCAGACGGAGAAGAUGUGGAUUAGGCUGAAGGGAAUGCAGAAGUACAAAAGCACAUCUCAAAGAUUGAGAUGUCUGGUGAAGCAGCUGGAUAAGGGGGAGGUGAAUGUCGUAGAUCUGAGGAAAAACAUUGAAUAUGCCGCGUCGGUUUUGGAAGCCGUGUACAUCGACGAAACUAGGCGGCUUCUGGACACAGAGGAUGAGCUCAGUGAUAUCCAGGCAGACUCUGUGCCAAUGGAGGUGCGAGAUUGGCUGGCCUCCACCUUCACCAGGAAGAUGGGAGUGGUGCGCAGACGGCCAGAAGAGAAGCCCCGGUUCCGCAGCAUCGUUCACGCCGUUCAGGCUGGGAUCUUUGUUGAACGAAUGUACAGAAGAACAUCCAAUAUGGCAGGGUUGACCUAUCCACCAUCUGUAAUUACAGCUUUAAAGGAUGUUGAUAAAUGGUCAUUUGACGUCUUCACGCUUCAGGAGGCGAGUAGUGAACACGCUCUGAAGUUCCUGGUGUAUGAACUGCUCACCAGAUAUGACCUGAUCAGCCGCUUCAGGAUACCAGUGUCCUCCUUGGUGUCAUUUGUGGAAGCUCUGGAAAUAGGCUACAGCAAGCACAGAAACCCCUACCACAAUCUGAUCCACGCUGCCGAUGUCACGCAGACGGCACACUAUCUGAUGCUACACACUGGCAUUAUGCACUGGCUCACUGAACUGGAAAUAUUGGCCAUGGUGUUUGCUGCUGCUAUCCACGACUUUGAACACACUGGAACGACCAAUAACUUCCACAUCCAAACCAGAUCAGAAGUGGCCAUCCUGUACAACGAUCGCUCGGUUCUAGAAAACCACCACGUGAGUGCAGCCUACAGACUCAUGCAAGAAGAUGAAAUGAACAUCCUGGUCAACCUCUCGAAGGAUGACUGGAGGGAGCUGCGUACGCUGGUGAUCGAGAUGGUCAUGAGCACAGAUAUGUCCUGCCAUUUCCAGCAGAUCAAGACGAUGAGGAACGCGCUGCAGCAGCCGGAGGGAAUAGACAAGGCUAAAGCGCUGUCCCUGAUGCUGCACGCUGCGGAUAUCAGCCAUCCCGCUAAGGGCUGGAAACUGCACUACCGCUGGACGCAAGCCCUCAUGGAGGAGUUCUUCAGACAGGGUGACAAGGAAGCAGAACUAGGGCUGCCGUUCUCUCCGCUGUGUGACCGGAAAGCUACCAUGAUUGCCCAGUCUCAGAUAGGUUUCAUCGAUUUCAUCGUUGAGCCCACAUUCUCUGUUCUGGUCGACACCACAGAGAAGAUCAUUAGUCCUCUCAUAGAGGAAGCUGUAAAAUCCGGAGGUGUCCGCAGGUCAAGUUUGACGGGUCGGGGCUCGGCCGCGGUGGUGGAGUCCGUACAGAGACACAGCGGUCGGGGUUCGAAUGAUGAGCAGGGAGGCACGACAGAUUACUCACUGGGCGGCAUCGACCUGAAACGAGUCCGACACCUGCUCUCGGAAAUCAUCCAGAACAACAAGGAGCGCUGGAAAGAGCUGUCUGUUCAAGAGCUGGCCAACAAACAACACGAGAGAAUGUCCGACCUGGAAGAGGAGCCCAUAAGGAACACACAAGUCACACUGUCCCGCAGCAGUCCGGCCAGAGGGAGUCACGACUCGGAGUCGAAGUCCCUGAACGAACUGAACAAUACGGACUCGACCCACUCUUCCCAGGACUCUCUGGACCAGAGUUCCCAGUCCCCGACGGAGGGACCGGGCGACGGCUCCCCAGAGGAACACAGCUCAGAAACUCUGCCUUGGAACGGCAAAAGCGCCUGACGUCACACCUGAAUGUUUUUAAUCAGAACCAGGAUGAUGUACAUAGCAUUGUCCUCAUUGUAUCGUAACGCUAUUAUACUCUCGGGCUCGGAGGGCUCAUUGUGCAGACGGACGCACCGAAUGUCCACGGAGAGACGGUAGUGUGCAGUGUUGUCAUGGCGACUAUGUUAUUGCUGGAGACGGACCUCUAUCAUCCCCUUGAGGAGGAUUUAGCGAGUGUCCCUGAAACGCAACGCUACCUAUUUGCUUCCCGGGCUUUAUUCCUGUUGGUUCAAUUAGGUUUUUCUUUUCUCUCUCUCUUUUUUUUUUUUUUUUUUUUUUGUUUGUUUGUAGACUGUUUAUCGUUAUUUAUUAAAGAUUACGCAGCUACACUUUGCACCACAGUUAGUUUCAGUAUUUUAUUCUCGAUACGGUCAUGCUUACCGGCUCUUUGCGGCACAUUAGGUCAGAGCGGCUGGAAUAUUUUACUUCAUUCUGGCAUGAUGUCUCUGUGGACUUAUGAAUGUUAUUCCCUCCAAUUUCCAGAACAAUCCAUAAAGAGCAGUUUUUUAUUGUAGCAUGACACGUAUAGUAUGCGCAGCUGUAAAAUUUUAGUAGAACAUGCCGCCUAUUAAAUCAUGAGCCAGUUUUUUAACAGUAGAGGUAUAUGUCCUCAAGGGGGCGUUGUUUUAUUUUAACAAACCACACUCUCCAAAUGAACAAAACUGUGUCCCUUUAAAUCCAUUCAGUAUUAUAGUACAUAGCAGUGUCUAAAUAAAUGUUACUCACCUUGGCUGUGUUCGGAUUGGAAUUCUAGCUUACUACACACUAUGCAGUAUGUACUGUUCAAAGUAGUAAAAUGGAAUUAUGUAAGAAUUUAUUUUGAAAAAUGUAACAAUGUAACAAUUUAAAUUUAAUGGAACAUUUAUAUGCUCUAUUUGUGACCAUGAACCACAAAACCAAUCAUAAGGGUCCAUUUUUUUAAAUUGAGAUUUAUGUCAUAUGAAAGCUGAAUAAAUAAGCUUUCCAUUGAUGUAUGGUUUGUUAAUUAUAGAACAAUAAUUGGUUGAGAUACAACUAUUUGAAAAUCUGGAAUCCGAUGGUGCAAAAAAAAAAAAAAACUAAAAUCAAAAAUAUUGAGAAAAUCGCCUUUAAGGUUGUCCAAAUGAAGUUCUUAGCAAUGCAUAUUACUAAUCAAUAAUUAAAUUUUGAUAUAUUUAUGGUAAGAAAUUUACAAAAUAUCUUCAUGGAACAUGAUUGUUACUUAAUAUCCUAAUGAUUUUUGGCAUAAAAGAAAAAUCAAUAAUUUUGACCCAUACAAUGUAUUAUUGGCUAUUACUAUAAAUAUACACAUGCUACUUAAGACUGGUUUUGUGGUCCAGGGUCACAUUUUGUGUUAAAAAGUCCAAUCUUAGAAAUAAAAUCUUACAAAAAGUAGAUCAUUUGGGUAUUUCAUCCAUAGAGAAACUGUAAUAGUAUGCUUUUCUGAACACAGCCAUUGUGCAUUACACUGUUCUUCAGAGUCUCAGAACUUUCAUGAGGUACUAAACAUAUGCUACCAAAUCACUGUAUCAUGUUUUAUAACUUUAUGUGAAAAUACUGAUCCAUUUUUUUUGCAUUAUAUAUGACAUAAACUGCCAAAAACAAGA